AUGUGGUGGCUGUGGAAAUGGCGUAAUGAAGUAGCUUUUGGGGGCCAUGAAAAAGAGGUUCAACAAAAGGUGGAGUGGUUAAAAAUGCAAGAAAUGGAGAUCAGAAAAUCCUUUGCUAGCUCGCCCAGAGGGGAGGGCACACUUGCAGGAGGAGGCGUUGUCCUUAGAGACAAAAACGGUAGAUGGAUUGAGGGUAGAUCUUUCUCUUUCCAAGCUAGUAACCCUCUGGAAACUGAAUUGAGAGCGUUGGAGUUGGCCCUGCGGUGGACGGAGUCUAAAAGAAUCUUCAACAUGGAGAUUCAGACAGAUUGCAAAGAGAUGGUAAAGGCCCUUAACGAUGCCAACGAAAGUAAUUAUCAGCGGGGAGCCCUGAAAUCCCGUUGCAGAGAAUUAAUUCGUAGAAGUGGGUACACUACAGUUGUUCAUAUCUUCCGUGAACAGAACUUUGUUGCUGACUUUUUGGCUACGCUUGCUGCGAACAGGAGGGAACCUUGCAUUAUCUUUGUUUCCCCACCCCCUGGUUGUGAUACUCUUGUUUGUAAUGAUCAAAUGAGAGUUGUGAGUGAACGUCUCUUGCUGGAGACGGAGUAG
Molecule: messenger RNA, 591 nt
Organism: Ipomoea triloba (trilobed morning glory)
Lineage: Eukaryota; Viridiplantae; Streptophyta; Magnoliopsida; Solanales; Convolvulaceae
Exons: 2
Coding region: 1-591 (196 amino acids)
Molecular function (GO): nucleic acid binding; RNA-DNA hybrid ribonuclease activity
Source: RefSeq, a predicted model, not a curated record